Kazachstania africana CBS 2517 is the source of this 549-nucleotide messenger RNA. It is a transcript of the gene FMP23, whose product is annotated as Fmp23p. The record is from RefSeq and is a predicted model, not a curated record. The transcript has a single exon. NCBI's taxonomy places the organism in Eukaryota, Fungi, Ascomycota, Saccharomycetes, Saccharomycetales, Saccharomycetaceae. Bases 1 to 549 code for a protein of 182 amino acids.
AUGUCUCGAUUGGCGUUGAGUUCAGUACUUCUGAGAGGUUCUUUUCGUAGGUUUUCCUUGAGUGUCCCUAUCCAUUCUAAAACAAUUUCAAAAAGAGUAAUAAUACCGCCUACAACGCAUCUGAAGAGCGAUUCCACAGGUUCAGCUUCUGGAAAAAUUGGAAUUGAUGAAUUCAAACAACUACCGGAAGAUUCAGAUUAUAUUGAAAAUUUCUAUAAUGAGUUAGAAGACUUUAGUGAGGAAUAUCUCAAGAAGCAUACAAAAAAGUCAUUUGCAGAUUUUGAAGGUGAACCAGACGAUUUGGUUUUCCAAGUUCAAAAAUACGUUGAAUUACAAAUAGUACCUAAAUAUACUGUAGAAGCAGGAGAUCAAUCUAGAAUAUACAGAAGUAUUGGUGACAAACUUUUAGUUGAAAGAUAUAUAGAGUUCAUCAAAGCAAUGAAACUGACCCUAAGAUUAAACGGAGGACAUACAUUCAUUUUUGAUUUGAUUUUACAAUCACAUGCAGUAUUCAAUGAAUGGGAAUCCAAUAAAUAUCGUAAUAGAUAG